This is a messenger RNA of Heterocephalus glaber (naked mole-rat), 2754 nucleotides long. It is a transcript of the gene Lhx5, whose product is annotated as LIM homeobox 5. The record is from RefSeq and is a predicted model, not a curated record. Gene Ontology annotation, biological process: regulation of transcription by RNA polymerase II; neuron differentiation. Lineage: Eukaryota; Metazoa; Chordata; Mammalia; Rodentia; Bathyergidae. Gene Ontology annotation, molecular function: DNA-binding transcription factor activity, RNA polymerase II-specific; zinc ion binding; RNA polymerase II transcription regulatory region sequence-specific DNA binding. Gene Ontology annotation, cellular component: nucleus.
GGACCGCUUGAAAGUGGGGGAAAGUGCCGGCGCCUCUGCCACCGGGGAAAGGCGCUUGGCAGUGCAGAGGCCAGCAGCCACCGGAGACACCUGCGGGAGCCCCGAACACAUGCCGGGGCACGCGACCCGUGGCAUGAGGUUGUGAAUGCCGCCACCUUCCAUCCCACUCCGGGCAGCCCAGCUCCGGGCCAGAGAUCCUCCGAGGACUUGACCGGCUGAGUCUUGGUCUGGACCCGACUCGCCCCGUGGCGGCCGCGGCCAAGACAAGAGGCGGAGAGCAGCGGCAGAGCCAGGAGGCUGAAGGGCCAGGGGCCCAGAGGGAGACGAGGCGGCUGGGGCCGCUGGGGCGCGCGGCUAUGAUGGUGCACUGUGCCGGCUGCGAGCGGCCCAUCCUCGACCGCUUUCUGCUGAACGUGCUGGACCGCGCAUGGCACAUCAAAUGUGUCCAGUGUUGCGAGUGCAAAACCAACCUCUCAGAGAAGUGCUUCUCGCGCGAGGGCAAGCUCUACUGCAAAAAUGACUUCUUCAGACGCUUCGGCACCAAGUGCGCCGGCUGUGCACAAGGCAUCUCGCCCAGUGACCUGGUUCGCAAAGCCCGGAGCAAAGUCUUCCACCUCAACUGUUUCACCUGCAUGGUGUGCAACAAGCAGCUGUCCACCGGGGAGGAGCUGUACGUCAUCGACGAAAACAAGUUUGUGUGCAAGGAGGACUACCUCAGCUCCUCCAGCCUUAAGGAAGGCAGUCUCAACUCAGUGUCAUCCUGUACGGACCGCAGUUUGUCCCCGGACCUCCAGGACCCAUUGCAGGACGACCCCAAGGAGACGGACAACUCCACCUCCUCGGACAAGGAGACAGCCAACAAUGAGAACGAGGAGCAGAAUUCCGGCACCAAGCGGCGGGGCCCGCGCACCACCAUCAAAGCCAAGCAGCUGGAGACGCUCAAGGCUGCCUUUGCCGCCACGCCCAAGCCCACGCGCCACAUCCGGGAGCAGCUGGCGCAGGAGACUGGCCUCAAUAUGCGGGUUAUUCAGGUGUGGUUUCAGAACCGACGGUCCAAAGAGCGCCGCAUGAAGCAGCUGAGCGCGCUGGGCGCACGGAGACACGCCUUCUUCCGGAGUCCGCGGCGCAUGCGUCCGCUGGGCGGCCGCUUGGACGAGUCUGAGAUGUUGGGGUCCACCCCGUACACCUACUACGGAGACUACCAGGGCGACUACUACGCGCCGGGAGGCAACUACGACUUCUUCGCUGCGCACGGGCCGCCCUCGCAGGCGCAGUCCCCGGCCGACUCCAGCUUCCUGGCCGCCUCGGGGCCCGGCUCGACGCCGCUGGGCGCCCUGGAGCCGCCGCUGGCCGGGCCACACGCCGCCGAGAACCCGCGCUUUACCGACAUGAUCUCGCACCCCGACACGCCGAGCCCCGAGCCCCUGCCCGGCGCGCUGCACCCCAUGCCCGGUGAGGUGUUCGGCGGCGGCCCCAGCCCGCCCUUCCCCAUGAGCGGCUCCGGCGCCUACAGCGGGGCCUUGUCGCACCCCAACCCCGAGCUCAACGAGGCGGCCGUGUGGUAAGGCCGGGGCCGGGCGCCCCCUGCGGCCUCCGAAACCAAAACUCCCGACGCGGACUCGGCUGGGGGCGGGGGACGCCCUCAGGGGUCCUCUCUCGGGUCCGCACCCAACCGGCAGCUCCUCCUCGGCUGGGCGCCCGGGGGUGGGGGGGGCGCAACUCCCAUCUCCAGCGCGCGCUCUCCCCGGCAGCCGUGAGCAAUUUCUUGGGACCAAAGUCGAUAUUCUGGAGGGUCCAGAGAUGCCAAGCGCCCCGCCCCCCACCCACUACCACAUCUUGGGACUAAGGGUCGAGGCGAAGGGCUGGAAAAAAUGCUUUUCCCCCCUCUGCGAUCUGAGUGGUAUUUUGUAACCUUAUUUCUCGCUCUGCUUUCCCCAUCUUUUAAAAAAAUGAUUAAAAAAUAGAUUGGAAGGAAGAGAUGAGGAAAGCAUCGGCCAGAAAGCGAAGAUGGAGAGGGAAUUGGGGGAAAGGGAUCCACCUUCGAGUUGGCGCCCCCUGGUGGCUGAUCUUGAGGCUCAAGGUCAGCUUAUCUGGAAGCAAGGCUGCCCGGACGCGGCCAGUCCAGGCCGGCUUCUCCCUCUUGGACAUUUACUUUUGAGCCCAGGGUCCGGGCCUGACUCGAACACUUGCCCACCCUGUUCUGCCCCUGGGCGAGGCGCCCUCUCUGCCCGGGAGCCUGGAGGCUGGGCCGUCAGGGUGUACAAUAUUAUACUUUUUUGGAAGUUGAACGCUUCUAGUUUCCUUAUUUUGUAUAAAGAAGAAAACAAAUAAAGUAUGUUUUUGUGUUUACUGUUUAUUUAUUGUACUCUAGUUAUCUGGGGCUGGACAUUUUUAUAUUUUUAAGAGGCAGGUGGGCAGAGUGCGGGAGGGGAGGCAGAAAGAGGUUUACCUACAAAAAACAAAACAAAAAACAAAAAAAUCAACUUUUUUAAAAAGAAAGAUUAAUAAAAAAAUUCUUUUUUCCCUCAGCACUGUGUGGUUUUCUUUUUUUGUCCCUAUGUUGAUAGAGUGAAUGAAAUCAGUCUUUUCUCUGCUUCGGUCUCUGAGACCUAACAGACACGAGGGUCUGGGCCCCUUUCCUCCUGUAAGGGGGGCUCCUUCCGCUAAUGGCCGGCUUUUUGACAGUUUCUAUGAGCUGGGCACACUAUCAACUCAUGCUGUAGUAGAACACAAGCCUUUCGGGCACGUGGGAGG